Myotis brandtii (Brandt's bat) is the source of this 745-nucleotide messenger RNA. RefSeq names its product fibroblast growth factor 18 (gene FGF18). Gene Ontology annotation, molecular function: type 1 fibroblast growth factor receptor binding; type 2 fibroblast growth factor receptor binding; growth factor activity. NCBI's taxonomy places the organism in Eukaryota, Metazoa, Chordata, Mammalia, Chiroptera, Vespertilionidae. Bases 15 to 638 code for a protein of 207 amino acids. Gene Ontology annotation, cellular component: cytoplasm. Gene Ontology annotation, biological process: fibroblast growth factor receptor signaling pathway; positive regulation of cell population proliferation; animal organ morphogenesis. The transcript is spliced from 5 exons. The record is from RefSeq and is a predicted model, not a curated record.
CUCCCCGCCCAGCGAUGUAUUCAGCGCCCUCCGCCUGCACUUGCCUGUGUUUACACUUCCUGCUGCUGUGCUUCCAGGUACAGGUGCUGGCGGCCGAGGAGAACGUGGACUUCCGGAUCCACGUGGAGAACCAGACGCGGGCUCGGGACGAUGUGAGCCGUAAGCAGCUGCGGCUGUACCAGCUCUACAGCCGGACCAGCGGGAAGCACAUCCAGGUCCUGGGCCGCAGGAUCAGCGCCCGUGGCGAGGACGGGGACAAGUAUGCCCAGCUCCUAGUGGAGACAGAUACCUUCGGCAGUCAAGUCCGGAUCAAGGGCAAGGAGACGGAGUUCUACCUGUGCAUGAACCGGAAAGGCAAGCUGGUGGGGAAGCCCGACGGCACCAGUAAGGAGUGCGUGUUCAUCGAGAAGGUCCUGGAGAACAACUACACGGCCCUGAUGUCGGCCAAGUACUCCGGCUGGUACGUGGGCUUCACCAAGAAGGGGCGGCCGCGGAAGGGCCCCAAGACCCGGGAGAACCAGCAGGACGUGCACUUCAUGAAGCGCUACCCCAAGGGGCAGGCGGAGCUGCAGAAGCCCUUCAAGUACACCACGGUGACCAAGCGGUCCCGGCGCAUCCGCCCCACGCACCCCGGCUAGAGGCACAGAGAACUAACUGCACCAGAGGAAUAUUUUUACAUGAAAAAGAAGGAAGAAGCUCUAUUUUUGUACAUUGUGUUUCAAAGAAGACAAAAACUGAACCAAAA